CUGGAUUCAUUACAUUUAAGGACUGUAUGUGAAUAACUCUUCCAAUUACUUUAUGUCUGUAUGUUUGUGUGUCAUUUUAGUUUGGACCAUGGAGAGCCUUUCAGGAUCCAACCAGGACUGCAAAAAUAUUUCUGUGAUCUCACACUGGAUCCAAACACAGCGAGCACUCAACUCAUUCUGUCUGGGAACGGAGAGGUGAAAUAUGUGGAUGAACACCAGCUGUAUCCUGAUCAUCCAGAGAGAUUUAAAGAUAUUCCUCAGGUUCUGUGUCGAGAGAGUCUGAAUGGACGUCAUUACUGGGAGGUUGAGCGGACCGGCUGGGCUCGUGUAGCAGUGGCCUAUAAAACAAUCAGCAAAGAAGGGACUGUUGGUAAGUUUGGAUACAAUGACAAGUCCUGGUGUCUCUUCUGCACUGUUGAUGGAUUUGUUGUCUGGCACAACAAUGAGAGCCACAACAUCCCUGCCCCUUUACCCUCCCCUAAAAGAGUAGGAGUAUAUCUGGACUGGCCGGCCGGCACUCUGUCCUUCUACAGCGUCUCUGACACACACCCACACACACUCACACUCUUACACACAUUCAACACCACAUUCACUGAACCCCUCUAUGCUGGAUUUAAGGUUUUUAAUUCUUCACUGUCACUGUGUAAGAUCACACAACAGACAAACAACUGA
Molecule: messenger RNA, 672 nt
Organism: Carassius gibelio (silver crucian carp)
Lineage: Eukaryota; Metazoa; Chordata; Actinopteri; Cypriniformes; Cyprinidae
Product: stonustoxin subunit alpha-like
Exons: 2
Coding region: 61-672 (203 amino acids)
Molecular function (GO): protein binding
Source: RefSeq, a predicted model, not a curated record